Molecule: messenger RNA, 4499 nt
Organism: Manis javanica (Malayan pangolin)
Lineage: Eukaryota; Metazoa; Chordata; Mammalia; Pholidota; Manidae
Source: RefSeq, a predicted model, not a curated record
CCCCCCCCCCGUGACCCCAGAGCAGCCUGACAUGGACGUCACAUGAGUCGAUCGGAGGGGUGCACUCCGCCAUGACCGUUUGCGCGGCCUUUUCCUCAGCGCACUAGAUAAAGAUGGACGAAUCGGCCUUCUUGGAUCUUCUGGAGUGUCCCGUGUGUCUGGAGCGGCUCGAUGCGUCUGCGAAGGUCUUGCCGUGCCAGCACACAUUUUGCAAACGGUGUUUGCUGGGGAUUGUAGGCUCCCGGAAUGAACUCAGAUGUCCCGAGUGCAGGACCCUCGUUGGCUCGGAUGUUGAGGAGCUCCCCAGUAACAUCCUGCUGGUCAGACUCCUGGACGGCAUCAAGCAGAGGCCUUGGAAACCUGGCUCCGGCGGGGGCAGUGGGACGAACUGCGCAAAUGCGUUGCGGGCCCAGAGCAGCACCGUGGCGAACUGUGGCUCGAAAGAUGUGCAGAGCUCCCAGGGCGGACAGCAGCCGCGGGUGCAGGCGUGGAGCCCCCCGGGCAGGGGCGUGCCUCAGUUACCGUGUGCUAAAGCGAUACACAGCUACGAAGGGAAAGAGCCGGGGGACCUGAAGUUCAGCAAAGGCGACCUCAUCAUACUGCGGCGGCAGGUGGAUGAAAACUGGUUCCACGGGGAAGUCAACGGGGUCCACGGCUUUUUCCCCAGCAACUUCGUGCAGAUCAUCAAGCCGCUGCCUCAGCCCCCGCCUCAGUGCAAAGCACUUUAUGACUUUGAAGUGAAAGACAAGGAAGCAGACAAAGACUGCCUUCCGUUUGCAAAGGACGAUGUUCUGACUGUUAUCCGCCGAGUGGAUGAAAACUGGGCUGAAGGAAUGCUGGCAGACAAAAUAGGAAUAUUCCCAAUUUCCUAUGUUGAGUUUAACACAGCUGCCAAGCAGCUGAUAGAGUGGGACAAGCCACCGGCAGCCGGGGGUGAGGCGGGAGAGGGUGCCUCGGCAGCCACCCAGAGCACCGGGCCGAAGCCCGCGGACGCCAAGAAGAACACCAAGAAGCGGCACUCCUUCACCUCCCUCGCCACGGCCGGCAAGUGCUCCCAGGCCGUGCAGAACCGCCACUCCGUGGAGAUCAGCCCCCCGGUCCUCAUCAGCUCCAGCAACCCCACCGCGGCCGCCAGGAUCGGCGAGCGCUGCGGGCUCUCCUGCAGCGCCCCUUCUCAGGUUCAUAUAAGCACCACCGGGCUAAUCGUGACUCCGCCCCCGAGCAGCCCCGUGUCCGCCGGGCCCUCGUUCACCUUCCCCCCGGACAGUCCCUACCCGGCUGCCCUGACUGUGAACCCCCCUCUGCCCCCGCCCCCUCUCCUGGCCUCCACACCACCUGGCGCGGCUGCUGCAGGAACGGGGUCACGGCCUGCAGCGGGGUCCGCAGACCAGACUGCCCAUUCACGGCCCCAGACUCGCCCCAGCGUGUAUGUCGCUGUGUACCCGUACACCCCCCGGAAGGAGGAUGAGCUGGAGCUGAGAAAGGGGGAGAUGUUGGUGGUGUUUGAGCGCUGCCAGGAUGGCUGGUUCAAAGGGUCAUCGAUGCAGACCAGCAGGAUAGGGGUUUUCCCUGGCAAUUAUGUGGCACUGGUCCCAAGGGCCCUGACAAAUGCUCCCCAAGCUAAAGCCCCUGUGCCGACGGCUGCCCAGGCAGGUCGAGGGGUGAUCACCGUCAGCGCUUCCACGGCAGGAGGGCUGGCCCAGAAGCUCCAGGGAGGCGGUGUGGCCGGGAACCCCAGCAUCCCCACGGCUGUGGUGCCAGCAGCACACAUCCAGACCAGCCCUCAAGCAAAGGUCUUGCUGCACGUGAGCGGGCAGGUGACUGUCAACCAGGCCCGCGGCACUGUGAGGACAGUGGCGGCGCACAGCCAGGAGCGCCCUACGGCAGCGGUGACGCCCAUCCAGGCCCAGAGCUCCGGCUACCUGGGCCCGGCCGCCCACACGGCUGCUGUCAGUGUGGGCUGGGUCGGUGCCCCCCUGGCCUGCGCUCCAGCCACUGCGCUGACCUCCCCGAGCAUCGCCACCUCCUCCCUGGAGACAGAGCUGGGCGGCCGGGUGGCAACCGUCGUCCCUGGACCCCCCGCCUCUCCCGACAGCGCCUCAGCAGCUGGUGGGAGCGGUUCAGCCUUCAAACCAGAAAAGGAUAGCAAGAAAGAGAAGAAGGGGCUGCGGAAGCUGCUGGCGGGCGCGUCCGGCAAGCGCAGGGCACGGGCCUCCCCGCCGGCCUCGCCCACCCCGGACGCGGAGCCGGGCCCGGACCGGGACGCGGAGCCGCCGAGCGCCCAGGACGCAGCGCCGCGCAGGGAGCCCGCCGCGCCCGUGGCGCCCCCGCCGCGCCUGCCCUGCUCCUCGCUGGGCCCGGGGACCGAGGCCAGGCCCGCAGCCUGCGAGCGGCACCGGGUGGUCGUUUCCUAUCCUCCUCAGAGUGAGGCAGAACUUGAACUCAAAGAAGGCGAUAUUGUGUUUGUGCAUAAGAAACGGGAAGACGGCUGGUUCAAAGGCACCCUGCAGCGUAACGGGAAGACGGGCCUGUUCCCGGGAAGCUUCGUGGAGAACAUCUGAGGGACCGGCACUGGGAGGCGCGUGGUCCCACGGCACAGCGCGCAGAGCAGCCCCUCGGAAACGCACGUGUGCAGACGUCCAGGUGACCGGGACGCGCACAGGACUGGUGUGGCCCCGGCGCCUCGCAGCAGUGAGGCCAGCGGCCAGCGUGAAGGAGGCGUGUGUGUGAGUUCGCCUCUGGGUUCUGAGGUGUAAGCUGUGCCUCGACCUGUCGGAUUUCCUAUACAGAGAAACCUUUUUUAAAAACGAUAUAUAGCAAAAAUGGACAAUUGUUUACAAGGCUUAACUAAUUUAUUUGAUUUUUUAAACUUGAAUUUUUCUUGUAAUAGAUAAAUUCUUUGGAUUGUGAUUUUAAGAAAUUAUUAAUUUAUGAGAUGAUAGCUAAGGAGAAGCUGGAUUAUCUCCUGCUGAGAGAAAGAGGUUCUUUUUGAUGUAGAAUGACACCACCCCCGAGCCCCAGCCUCUUCAGGACAGAAAGGCCAGUCCCCUGGGGGCUUUCCUCUUGGGAGAGCACAGCACGUCGGUCAGUGAAUGUCAGUGUCGGUCAGGGCCCAGGGCAACGAGACGGUACUCGGGGAGAGAAGUGGGCAAUCCCUGCCUCUCCGGGUGGGUCGGGCAUCACCCUUAAGGCCUAGUCCUCAGUUUGACUUUGUGGGUUUUUAAUUUCCCUAGAAAGAAGUCAAUGGAGUGAUAAGAAUAAAGCACAACCCUUGAACAAGAGUGUAUUCAGGAAUAUAUUUAGUUAUAUAAGAGAAGCAGCUCAGGUCAUUGGUUGGAAAUUGAGAAAAUUGAGAAUGGCUGUGAAAUGUAAUUACCCAUUUUACCCCCAAGCGAUCUGCGUCCGGAUGCAGGACACAGGGAAGCAUUUGUGAGAUAAGUGAUACACUCGUGCUAAAGUCAAAGGCGAUAAGAACACUGAGAAGUUGACGUUCCCCCGUUUGUGACCCCCCCUCCCGGCCGCGCAUGUCACGUGGCGGUGCAGCCUCUGUGUGGUGUGAGCCUUUCAUGCGGGUUCCCGUUGAGGUCAGUGUGUGCCCAGAAAGCGCCAGCGCAGGUAUAAAAUAAGCCGCUUUCUUUUCUGCACCCGAGGCCACUGCCGACCACGGCCUCUGAGGGUCCCCUCCCUCCCUGCUGAGCUUGCGUGUUAUGUCACUUCUUGGACGUCCUUGGCCUCUGCUCCCCGCUUCAGUCACUCCGGGACCACGCCGUUUUGGGUCUGGGUUCUCAAAACAAAAGGAGGGAGAACAGCCAGUAGUGGAUGAAAUUGUUGCUACAGUUUACCCGUGAAAAGCGAAAACAAAAACCUUUUUAUUUUUUACUUUUAAGAAUUAUGACUGGGAGAUAUCGCAAGAGAUGUCAUGGUCUUAAAAACGUAUAUUAUAUGGUUGAAAUGAAAUCAUUCCUAAAUUAACCAUUUUUUUAUAUAAGACACUGUACAUUAUGUUCCUGUAUGUUGAAUUUUAAAAAAAAAAUACUUUACUUGGAUAUUCAUGUAAUAUAUAAAGGUUUGGUGAGCUGAACUUAGGAAAAAAAGCUGGCAUCAGCUCUCACCCGUGUAAGUGGGCACCAGUGUGUUGUAAUCUUUAUUUUGGGAAAUCAGUGUAUUUUAUAAAAAAUUUAAAAAGUAAAAAAGACUACUACAGGUUAAGAUAAUUUUUUUACCUGUCUUUUCUCCACAUUUUAAGCUAUGUGAUGAAGUACCUCUGUUAAUAGUUUCCUGGUAUGAAGUUCAUUAAAAUUUCAUCUGUUGAUAGAUCACUUAGAUAAUAUAAUGUAUGGGUUUUCUAUUGGGGUUUUGGAGAGAGUAGAUUGAGAUUUUGUAACAAGGGCUUGUUACACAGAGAUAUGGUGAUAAAAUUGCAAUUUAUCAUUCCUUUUCAUGUUAAUAGUUUGAAGCCUGGAGAAAAUGUUCAAGAUUAAAAUUUGAUGUUCGGCCUU